Molecule: messenger RNA, 5946 nt
Organism: Dipodomys ordii (Ord's kangaroo rat)
Lineage: Eukaryota; Metazoa; Chordata; Mammalia; Rodentia; Heteromyidae
Gene: Mapk8
Product: mitogen-activated protein kinase 8
Exons: 13
Coding region: 309-1592 (427 amino acids)
Biological process (GO): protein phosphorylation; JNK cascade
Cellular component (GO): nucleus; cytoplasm
Molecular function (GO): ATP binding; JUN kinase activity
Source: RefSeq, a predicted model, not a curated record
UGGACGAGGCCGGACGACGCGGCCCGGAGCACGGAGCUACAACCCAGCGCUGGGUAACGGCCACGGCGACUGCCCGGACGGUGCGAGUCUCCGCCGUGUGUUUCCCCGUCGUCGUCUGCCACGCCGCGGCUCAGCUGCUCUACUAAUGAUGAGAAAUCAAAAAUAGACAAGGAAGACCACACAAGAGAAUUCUUUAUUGGACCCACCACCCCAACACCAGGGGCAGCACAGGAUUGGGUGUCUUCUAGCUGCAAACCAACCUCUUGGUGAACUUUUGGAUGAAGCCAUUAAAUUAAUUGCUUGCCAUCAUGAGUAGAAGCAAACGUGACAACAAUUUUUAUAGUGUAGAGAUCGGAGAUUCUACAUUCACAGUACUAAAACGAUACCAGAAUUUGAAACCUAUAGGCUCUGGAGCUCAAGGAAUAGUAUGUGCAGCUUAUGAUGCCAUUCUUGAAAGAAACGUCGCAAUCAAGAAACUAAGCCGACCAUUUCAGAACCAAACACAUGCUAAGCGGGCUUACAGAGAGUUAGUGCUUAUGAAGUGUGUUAAUCACAAAAAUAUAAUUGGUCUUUUGAAUGUUUUCACACCACAGAAAUCCCUAGAAGAAUUUCAAGAUGUGUACAUAGUAAUGGAGCUCAUGGAUGCAAAUCUUUGCCAAGUGAUUCAGAUGGAACUAGAUCAUGAGAGAAUGUCCUACCUUCUCUAUCAGAUGCUGUGUGGAAUCAAGCACCUUCACUCGGCUGGAAUUAUUCACCGGGACUUAAAGCCCAGUAAUAUAGUAGUAAAAUCAGACUGCACUUUGAAGAUUCUGGACUUUGGCCUGGCGAGGACUGCAGGAACAAGUUUUAUGAUGACCCCUUAUGUAGUGACUCGCUACUACAGAGCGCCUGAGGUCAUCCUAGGCAUGGGCUACAAAGAGAACGUUGACAUUUGGUCAGUUGGGUGCAUCAUGGGAGAAAUGAUCAAAGGUGGUGUUUUGUUCCCAGGUACAGAUCAUAUUGAUCAGUGGAAUAAAGUUAUUGAACAGCUUGGAACACCAUGUCCUGAAUUCAUGAAGAAACUGCAACCAACAGUAAGGACUUAUGUCGAAAACAGACCUAAGUAUGCCGGAUAUAGCUUUGAAAAACUCUUCCCUGAUGUGCUGUUUCCAGCCGACUCAGAGCACAACAAACUUAAAGCCAGUCAGGCAAGGGAUUUGUUGUCCAAAAUGCUGGUGAUAGAUGCAUCCAAAAGGAUCUCAGUGGAUGAAGCUCUGCAGCACCCCUAUAUCAACGUCUGGUACGACCCUUCCGAAGCAGAGGCCCCACCACCAAAGAUCCCUGACAAGCAGUUAGAUGAAAGGGAACACACGAUAGAAGAGUGGAAAGAAUUGAUAUACAAGGAAGUGAUGGAUUUAGAAGAGAGAACCAAGAAUGGAGUUAUACGGGGUCAGCCAUCUCCUUUAGGUGCAGCAGUGAUCAGUGGCUCUCAGCAUCCAUCGUCAUCGUCGUCUGUCAACGAUAUGUCUUCAAUGUCAACAGAUCCGACUUUGGCCUCGGAUACAGACAGCAGUCUGGAAGCCUCAGCUGGACCUUUGGGCUGCUGUAGAUGACUACUUGGGCCUUGGGGGAGGGUGGGGAGGGAUGGGGAGUCGGUUAGUCAUUGAUAGAACUACUUUGAAAACAAUUCAGUGGUCUUAUUUUUGAGUGAUUUUUCAAAAAGUAGAAUUCAUUUUUUUAGUAAAGUAGCUUAUUUUUUUUAAUUUCAAGUGAUGUAAUUUAAAACCUAAGUUGUAUUUUAAAACAGCAACAAAACUGUAUUGUAUUUUUUGCUGUAAUUAAGUGUAUAAUGUAAACCUAAUUAUUUUAUCAUGGUUUAAAUUUUUUGCAUAUUUGCUUUAUCUUAUGCUGCUGAUUUUUUUUACUGAAUUUGUAAGAUUUUGUUUAUCAAAGCAACUAUUAUGUGGUGACUUGCCUAUAUCAUGACUUAUUUAAGAUUUUUAUAGUUUUUUUAAUUAGAAUUUAUUUCAUAUGUUUGUUCAUGAUGCUAUCCUUCAGGGUUAUGUGCAUAUCAAUGAAGUAACCCAGAGGAGUGAGGGAAAAUAACCUGUAGCCAGUUAUAUUCAGGAAUAACUACUGUAAAUGAUGAACGUGUCAAGAGACCUCCAGUUACUUGCUACUUGCCCAUCCUGGUUUAGUUAGAAAAUAAUUGGUAGGCAAGCCUACCUAAAUUUUGGUAAAAGCCCCAUCGUUUAAAUGCAGAAUAACUCAGAGCAUGUCUUUAAAUGAGAUGCUAGGCACAUGUGACCACCUUCUUGAUCUUUUCACCCCACUAACAAGAAGUCAAGUUGAGGAAUAUGGUGUAUUCUGCACAUUUGUGGCAUGCUCAAAACUUAAGAUCACAUAAAGUCAAGAGGAUACUUCAUGAAUAAUACAUUUCAACGCAAAUAAACAGAUGGUUCCCUUCUAAUAGCUAUGAGCCUGUUUUUGUACACACUAGAGUUAAUUUCCUCAGGCCGUAGGUCCCAGCAGUGGUCUUAGAGUCUGGUCUUUUCUCUUUAGUGCAGCCUCAGGCCCUUGGACCUUUCUGGUUUCCUACUCUACUCGGAGGAUCAGUCAGUUGAGUACCAGUUUUCAUGGUGUUCUGGCCAGCUGAUUCUACCUGUAGCAUAAUCAUAUUUACACUAGCUGUCAGGAGGUUCCAAUGCCUACUGCAAUUUGUGUAGGUGACACAUCAAAUGAGCAAUAUAUCGUUCAUCUGAAAAUAGUAGCACACAGCCAUAUGUAGGAUAUCAUUUUCUAAGGACUGUUUCUUCACAUUGAGCAGAGCAGGCAUAAAUGGUGGUCAUUUAGUCCAAGUCUUUAAUUUUUUUAUACCUGAUUUUCGAUAGAACAUGCAAUGUGGGUGUUGAAUAGUGUAAGAAUGAAUGGUGCUGCUCCUGACAAGUGUGUGUUAACUGUUUACAUUUUAUAUCAGCAGAUUUAUUUCUCUAUAACUGAAUUUUUCCUAAGUCUUGUCAUUGAAGUCUCAUAAUUUCUAAAGUAAUGUCUGUAAUGGCCCCGGACACCUUUUGUGGUGUCUGGAACAAGAGGGAUUUUAUGUAAUGAACUGGGAAAUGCAUGCGUACAUGAGUAGCAAGGUUCUAGGCAGAAGCCACUGGAACAUGAGACUAGCAGGAGUAAGGACAGGUGCAGCUCAGCAAAUGUCUUAAAAGCUUGCUUGGUAUUUUAUUUCUAUAGUUGCAACAAACUUCCUUCUGAAUAAGAUCCUUUAGGUCAUUGUCAAUGUGCAAUAUGUAAGGUGAAAAUACCUUUUUAUAUAUGUUGAAAUAGCAAGUUUGUCUUUGAUGGUUUAAAACCCUGACUUUCAGCCUCUUGGUUUUUGUAGAGAUUCUUUGUGCACUCCUACAAUAGGGUGUGUUCAUUUUACUAGGAAAUUUGAGUUUUGAGACUAUGGUGCAAGCUGGAGAAUCACAGGAUUUGGAGUCUUGACAUUAGCAGGAACUUGAACAUGAGUCCAUUCUUAUUUUCCACUAGUUUCAUAGUUAAUUAGCUUUGUCUUCUGUAGGAUACGUUGUCAACGAUUGCACUUUAGCAGCUGACAUGCUUUCAGAGGUGCCCUGGUGUUUUAUGUUUGGUUACCGCUAAAUCAUCUCUCUCAGUACAGAUUUUGGUGAAGCAAGGAAAGCAGUUCUGACGGUGUCACUUGUAAAUGCCAGCUCCCACUUGCCAACCACGAUCUUUCCGUUGAAUUCAAAGGAAACAAACUCACUGCUUAAUGUAAACUAAAAACAAAACAAAAAAACAACAAAUUAUGUCGUGAAAAAAAGUUCUGUUUAUGAAAAGCUGCGUGCUGUACUUUUAAAAAGAAAAAUUGUCUAAAUACACCGUCCCUCUUUACUUAAAAAUGUUAAUAUAUAUUUGGUACUUUUUUUUGAGUCUUCAAGCAUCUUUUUAAACAUUUGUUUUUGAAGAGAAAUUACAAAUAACAUUUCUGUCAAGCAGUUUGUGUUAAGCCACCUUUCUUAUAAUUUGGGUUUUUUAUUUUAUAUUUCUUAAUAUGCCAAUUGUCUUACUAUCAGAAAAAGUAUAGUAGCUGUUAAUUAUUGUUCAGCUUCUGUAGGUUAGGAAAGAUGCCCAUUCUUUGUACAUGUGUCUCUUGUCUACUAGUGUAUGCUGAUGAUUUGUAAAGAUCCUGUUGUUGAGAUUGCUUAAUUGUAACGUACAUGAACAGAGCACCUCAGCUCCUUCACACAGUUUGCCGAAUGGUUUUCAUUGUGCCAUGAACCUUAGGCUGCUGACCCCCCCACUCACCACCACCACCAGGCCAGAGCAGGCACAGCAUGCUCUUGGCAGCUCCCACGAGAAGCAGCCUCCUGCAGCCUUCCGAACAAGAAGGGCCUUCAGCCCCCACAGGCGGAAGAGAUUGGUGGUGUAUAGAGGAGCAUUUUUCUGGGAGUUUUUUCUAUUCCUCUGUCUGGGCUGAUUGCACCAUGUUGUUCAAAUAGAUGAAGGUGAAGCAGAACUGACCCCAGUCUCUUGAGAGAGUAAUCAGCAGUAGGCAAGUGAAGCCAAUUUCUGGGUUACAAAUCCAACUUGGUUUACACUAUUGACUAGUGUCUGCUACACCACCAAGACUUAACUCUAGUCAGUGUUGCCUAGGCACUAGCCUGCACAACGUUUUGAGGUUAAAAACAUAGUAUAUUUUCAAAAAUACUGUUGUAGUUUGUGAGUGUUGUUCAUUAGUCACACAUUCGUUAGUGUUCAAGUGUCUGCAUGCUGCCCCUCGACCUGGUGAGUAGAAGACGGAGCACCACUCUGCCCGUCGUUAGUAGCCCUGUCCAUGUUGCCUCCAUGGCUUGUUGUGUUUUAGUGUGCAUCGUGUUUCUACUGAGCUCUUAGGUUUUCCUGAGUUACAGGAAAUUCAUUUGUCUUUAAUAAAUUGCAAGAAAGAUGGCAACGUUAAAGGGCAUUCAAGCAGAAAUGUAUAGUCUGGGGUAAGAUUGGAAAACUUGUCAGAAAACCAACAUCCUAAUUAUUUCAGAGUAACUGCUCUUAGUUGGAAGUGCUCUUAAGGAGAGUUUAGUAAGAGUUAACACUUUUCUGGCUUAGAUUCUCGUCGUUACUGAAACUUCUGAGAACCUACUACCUGUGGAUUCAUUUUGCACAAUGUUCUCUUCUCACGAUGGCUUAAAUUAAACUAGGUUUUUAUUGAACUACCUCACACUAAUUUUUCUAUGCUUUCUGGAGCAAGCUGUUGCCCUUCCUGUUAGAUCUUUACCGAGUGUGACGUUCACUGUGUGUUGACAGUACCUACCAGUAAGUGUGUAAAAUAGACAACCUUGCAUCAGUAGGAGACGCUCACAUGUAAAACCUGUCACUGUAAACCUUGGAAAGUUGUGUUAGAUGUGCUUGUGGACAUCAUUACUGUCUGUUUUUGUAAGUAGAAACCUGCUCGUGAUAUCAGUCCAUUCUUUGCAUUUUACAAAAGGAGUAAAUCUUAGUAAAUUUUACGAAGAAAUAAAUUACUUUUGUAGGCCCAAUAUUUGGUAUAUUUUUGAGAAGCUGUUAAUCUUUUAGCUGAAUGAUGAAGUUAAGCUGAAGUAGCUGUCUACCUGGACUGUGACAUCUAUUUUCUCAUUACAGUCUUUUUUUCCUGUCCAACAGGUCUUUGAACCUGAAGACCCAAGUAUGAUCCUUGAUGUUUGCUUUUCUCUCAGUUCGUGUCAUUCUUUCCUCAUCCCUCCCCUUCCCUCUGUUCUGUUUCUUCCCCUCUCCUGGCCUCCCUCUCCUGUAGACAAAACAGAAUGGGGCACUUCGUAGGGAAUGCUGAGAUCAUUAUUGUGGUUUUUAAUCAUUCAUGCCCUAGUCAUUGAACAUGCACCACUGGAAUGGAAACAAUGUUAUCAAGUAUGUCAAUUGGUUAUAUUAUUUUAAAUAAAAAAGACAAAAGUGGUAUGAAUAUUA